Acomys russatus (golden spiny mouse) is the source of this 2265-nucleotide messenger RNA. RefSeq names its product solute carrier family 16 member 8 (gene Slc16a8). The record is from RefSeq and is a predicted model, not a curated record. Bases 667 to 2118 code for a protein of 483 amino acids. Gene Ontology annotation, molecular function: monocarboxylic acid transmembrane transporter activity. The transcript has 6 exons. Gene Ontology annotation, biological process: transmembrane transport; monocarboxylic acid transport. Gene Ontology annotation, cellular component: membrane. NCBI's taxonomy places the organism in Eukaryota, Metazoa, Chordata, Mammalia, Rodentia, Muridae.
UAAGGUCUUUGCCCUCACACCUUCCAGUCUCCAGAUGGCAUCCCAAGAAAUGGUGCUUAUUCCCCUUAAGUGGCCUGGGACACAGCACCCUUUGUUCCAGCCCCUCCACCCCCUCAUAGCCAGGCUCAGGCCUGGAUUAGACUUACCCUAGGGGAGCCAGGAGCUCCUCCUGGAAUGUAACCUGGGGGUGGGGUGGGAGCAAUGGUGCACUGAAGCCACUUGACAGACUGGGCCUCUCCAAGGAUCUACUGUGCCCCCAGCCCCAGAUUAUGACUCCUCUCCCAAGGCAGAGCUUUGUGCCCCCUGUCAGAGGACCCAGGGAGUAAGGGGGGGUGUGUGUCUCCUUGCCCUUUGUCCCACUGUCAGCUCCCCAGGCUCGUAGUCAUCACUUGUGCUCAGCUCCCUUCCUAGUGAAAGCCUCUUAGCAGGGGUGGGAUGAGGGGACUCUAAGCCCCAGGCCUGGAGAAGGAGCUGUCAGCACAAGUGCCACCACUGUAGUCAAGGCUGGACACUCACGGAGCUGGAGGCAGCCCCUCCCUCAGGAGAUGUGAGGCUGAACCCUAAAUCCAGAGGCAGGCCCAGGUCUCAGGAGGAGAGGAACUCUGGUGAGGAAACCUUGGAGUCAACUUUCCAUUCAGCGUUUGCUGGCCUUUGCAGGAAGAGGCAAUGGGUGCCAGCGGCCCAAGGCGGGGUGCAGGCCCCCCAGAUGGUGGCUGGGGCUGGGUGGUGCUGGGUGCCUGCUUCGUCAUCACCGGCUUCGCCUACGGGUUCCCCAAGGCCGUGAGCGUCUUCUUCCGAGAGCUCAAGCACGACUUCGGGGCAGGUUACAGUGACACGGCCUGGGUGUCCUCCAUAAUGCUAGCCAUGCUCUAUGGAACGGGCCCCUUGUCCAGCAUCCUUGUGACUCGCUUUGGCUGUCGCCCGGUGAUGCUGGCCGGUGGGCUGCUGGCUUCAGCAGGCAUGAUUCUGGCUUCCUUUGCCUCACGCCUCCUGGAGCUGUACCUGACGGCUGGAGUGCUCACAGGCCUGGGCCUGGCUCUCAACUUCCAGCCGUCGCUCAUCAUGCUGGGGCUCUACUUCGAGCGGCGACGGCCUCUGGCCAACGGGCUGGCAGCGGCAGGCAGCCCGGUGUUUCUGUCCGCGCUGUCGCCGCUCGGCCAGCUGCUGGGUGAGUGUUUCGGCUGGCGGGGCGGCUUCCUGCUGUUUGGCGGCCUCCUGCUGCACUGCUGCGCCUGCGGGGCAGUCAUGCGGCCGCCCCCAGGGCCCCCGCCUCUGCCGCGCCCAGACCCUGCGCAUCCCGGUGGCCGGGCUCCCCGCCGCCGCCUGCUGGACGUGACGGUCUGUACCGACCGCACUUUCAUGGUGUACGUGGUCACCAAGUUCCUGAUGGCGUUGGGGCUCUUCGUGCCGCCCAUCCUGCUGGUGAACUACGCCAAGGACGCAGGCGUACCUGAUGCCGAAGCCGCCUUCCUGUUGUCCAUCGUGGGCUUCGUGGACAUCGUGGCGCGGCCGGCGUGUGGGGUCCUGGCGGGACUGGAGCGCUUGAGACCCCAUGUCUCCUACCUCUUUAGCCUGGCCCUGCUGGCCAAUGGGCUCACGGACCUGAUCAGUGCGCGUGCACGCUCCUACAGCACCCUCGUGGCUUUCUGCAUUGCCUUCGGCCUCUCCUACGGCAUGGUGGGUGCGCUGCAGUUCGAGGUGCUCAUGGCAACUGUGGGUGCACCCCGCUUCCCCAGUGCGCUGGGCCUAGUCCUGCUCGUGGAGGCUGUGGCUGUGCUCAUAGGACCGCCCUCUGCCGGCCGCCUAGUGGACGCUCUGAAGAACUACGAGCUCAUCUUUUACCUUGCUGGCUCCGAGGUGGCCUUGGCAGCAAUCUUCAUGGCAGUUACCACCUACUGCUGCCUGCGCUGCUCUAAGGACACCUCACUGGGUCCAGCUGUUGAGGGAGGGACCAGUGACAUCGAGGACAUGGACGCUGAGAGGGACUCUGAGCCAAUGCCUGCCAGCACUGAGCCGCCUGGCAGCCUUGAGGCUCUGGAGGUGCUGAGCCUACAGGCUGGGUCCCCAGGACCAGAACCAGAGAAGGCAGUACCUAAGCUGGGCCAUGAGUCUGUGUAGCACAUCAGGCAGCCUUCCCCUCUGAGGGCCUGGUGUAUGGGGAGGCAGCCUGGGAUGGUCCUUUGGGUACCUCAUCUGCCAGGCCCUGUUCCCAGGGAAGCUGCUGUGGGCUGACAAGGAGCACACGAUAAAGGCCCACCCGAGAAA